Megalobrama amblycephala (Wuchang bream) is the source of this 7610-nucleotide messenger RNA. It is a transcript of the gene slc8a1b, whose product is annotated as solute carrier family 8 member 1b. Gene Ontology annotation, biological process: cell communication; sodium ion transmembrane transport; calcium ion import across plasma membrane. Gene Ontology annotation, cellular component: postsynapse; sarcolemma; axon. The record is from RefSeq and is a predicted model, not a curated record. Lineage: Eukaryota; Metazoa; Chordata; Actinopteri; Cypriniformes; Xenocyprididae. Bases 505 to 3333 code for a protein of 942 amino acids. The transcript has 7 exons. Gene Ontology annotation, molecular function: calcium:sodium antiporter activity.
AAGGGAGGGAAGAAAAAACACAAACGUUAAAGCAGAAUCUCCGCUCUCUCCUUUUUUUCUCUUCUCUUUCUCUUCUCGAACGCAGCGCGCGUAUCCCACUCAGAGCGCGAGGCUCCGCGGCACGCGCGCACACGCUCGCUCACACACUCACUCACGCACAGUCACACACAGACUGAACCAGCCGAGAGAGGGAAGAAUGAGGAAGAACUCGCACGCACAUUUCAGCUCUCAUAGAUUUGCUGAUAAAGCAUCAGAUAUUUGAUCGCUACGGGUCUGUUUGGGGAAAAAAACAAACGCGUGUAUGGAAAUCGGAGGGUGCAUAUAAUACUCGCGUGGGUCUCUAAUCUUUCCUGCAUAUCAUAUAUAAAAACCUAAACUAAUGCGAGCUGGGAUACUACUGACGGCUUCCGACAAGCACUGUCUCCGUUAACACUCCUGCUGCCGCUCAGACUUACUACUUCACAGAGCACCGUUACGCAGAAGUUUGUCACCGAGUAAGGAACGAUGAGGCAUCGUGAGACCUCCCCGCACCUCUUCCUGAGCUUUCAGUGUCUAGUCAUGGUGAUACUGCUCUUCAGCGUCCACCAUGUGACAGCGGAACACGCUCCAGACCACAGCCAAGAUCAUAGUUCUCCUGCCAACAAGUCUUUGUCCUGUGGUGGGAUUGUCACAUGCUCACCUGGAGUCAUCCUUCCGGUGUGGGAGCCCCCAAACCCUUCCUUUGGGGACAAGGUUGCCCGGGCCACUGUUUACUUUGUGGCACUGGUAUACAUGUUUCUGGGAGUUUCGAUUAUUGCUGACCGCUUCAUGGCAUCCAUCGAGGUCAUCACCUCUCAGGAGAAGGAGAUCACCAUUAAGAAACCGAAUGGUGAAACGACCACCACAACUGUACGCAUCUGGAAUGAAACUGUGUCCAACCUCACCCUCAUGGCUCUGGGGUCUUCUGCUCCUGAGAUUCUGCUCUCGGUCAUUGAAGUGUGCGGCCAUAACUUUGAAGCUGGUGACCUCGGACCCUCUACCAUAGUCGGCAGUGCAGCUUUCAACAUGUUCGUCAUCAUUGGAAUCUGUGUCUACGUGGUGCCCGACGGAGAGCAUCGCAAAGUGAAACACUUGCGUGUUUUCUUCGUCACCGCCGCUUGGAGCAUCUUCGCCUACUUGUGGCUCUACCUGAUCUUGGCUGUUAUCUCGCCUGGCAUCGUCCAGGUGUGGGAGGGUCUUCUCACUCUUUUCUUCUUUCCUAUUUGCGUGGUCUUCGCUUGGAUCGCUGACCGCCGGCUCCUGUUUUACAAGUACGUUUACAAGCGAUACCGAGCCGGCAAGCACCGUGGCAUGAUCAUCGAGACGGAGGGGGACCGUCCUCUGCCGUCCAAGGUGGAUAUUGAGAUGGAUGGGAAGAUGCUGAACUCUCACGCAGUGGACUUCUUGGAUGGAACACUGGCUCUGGAACUUGAGGACAAAGACCUAGAUGAGGAGGAAGCUAGACGUGAAAUGGCAAAGAUCCUGAAGGAACUGAAGCAGAAACAUCCGGAUAAAGAAGUAGAGCAGUUGAUUGAACUCGCUAAUUACCAGGUGCUCAGCCAGCAGCAGAAGAGCCGUGCAUUCUACCGAUGCCAGGCGACUCGCUUGAUGACUGGAGCAGGUAACAUUCUAAAGAAGCAUGCGGCGGACCAGGCUCGUAAAGCAGUGAGCAUGCACGAGGUGCGCAGUGACACUGGUGAGAAUGACCCGAUUUCUAAGAUCUUUUUUGACCCUGGUUCUUACCAGUGCCUGGAAAACUGUGGAACUGUGGCGGUGAAUGUGGUUCGGCGUGGAGGCGAUCUCAGCCAGACUGUGUCGGUGGAAUUCCGCACGGAAGACGGAACUGCAAAUGCCGGCUCAGACUAUGAAUUCACUGAAGGCACUGUCAUUUUCAAGCCAGGUGAGACGCAGAAGGAGAUCCGAGUUGGAAUUAUUGACGAUGACAUCUUUGAAGAGGAUGAGAACUUCCUUAUCCACCUCAGCAAUGUCCGUGUGCUUCAUGAGGGUGAUGAGCCAGAGGCCACUGAAACCAAUCACGUGGAGACCAUCGCAACCCUCGGUGUGCCCUCCACAGCAACAGUCACCAUCUUUGACGAUGACCAUGCUGGAAUCUUCACAUUUGAAGAGCCAGUCACCCACGUUAGUGAGAGUGUGGGUGUCAUGGAAGUGAAGGUCCUGCGUACAUCUGGCGCCCGUGGGGUGGUGUCACUGCCGUAUAAAACCGUCGAGGGCACUGCCCGUGGAGGGGGAGAGGACUUUGAAGACUCCCAUGGUGUAUUGGAGUUCCAAAACGACGAAAUCUUGAAGACGAUAACAGUCAGGGUUCUCAAUCGAGAGGAAUACGAUAAGCAAUGCAGCUUUUGCAUAGAGCUACAGACGCCACUUUGGAGAAGGAGAGGAUGGACAGUAUACAGAGAGGAGGAGAAAGUGGCGGGGAAGGAAGAGGAGGAGCCUCUGACAGGUGAAGAUGACGAGGAACGACGCAUCGCUGAGAUGGGGAAGCCAAUGCUCGGAGAUCACCCCAAACUGGAGGUUAUCAUCGAGGAAUCUUAUGAAUUUAAGAACACUGUUGAUAAACUGAUUAAAAAGACAAACUUGGCUCUUCUGGUCGGCACCAACAGCUGGAGGGACCAGUUCAUCGAGGCCAUCACAGUCAGCGCUGGUGAGGAUGAUGAUGAUGAAGAAUGCGGAGAGGAGAAGCUCCCCUCUUGCUUCGAUUACGUCAUGCAUUUCCUCACCGUUUUCUGGAAAGUUCUCUUCGCCUUUGUCCCUCCCACCGACUACUGGAACGGGUGGGCUUGUUUCGUGGUGUCAAUCGUUAUGAUUGGCCUCCUGACGGCUUUCAUCGGAGACCUAGCAUCCCACUUCGGCUGCACCAUCGGACUCAAAGACUCCGUCACAGCCGUGGUGUUUGUGGCACUGGGCACUUCAGUGCCAGACACCUUUGCCAGUAAAGUGGCAGCGAUACAGGAUCAGUACGCCGACGCAUCCAUCGGAAACGUGACCGGCAGCAAUGCCGUGAACGUCUUCUUGGGCAUCGGAGUGGCCUGGUCCAUCGCCGCCGUCUACCACAACUCGAAGGGCCGCGAUUUCAAGGUGGAGCCGGGCAGCCUGGCCUUCUCCGUCACCCUCUUCACCAUUUUCGCCUUCAUCUGCGUGGCGGUGCUCAUGUACCGCCGCCGGCCCGACAUCGGCGGCGAGCUGGGGGGUCCGCGGACUGCUAAAGGGCUGACCACCAUGCUUUUCGUCAGCCUCUGGCUCCUCUACAUCCUGUUCUCCUCCCUGGAGGCUUACUGCCACAUCAAGGGCUUCUAAACACACGUACAUGCGCUCACACAUGCAUACACGCUCAGAACUACACACCUUCACACACACGUUCAUGCAUUCUGUGGAAAACUAGCAAAGACUAAAGGUUAAAAUAAAGGGAAAAGACUAAAGACUGCAGAGGAAGGCAACAGCGGUGGACUCGGUUUCUGGUUCACGUGGAUAAUCGUUUUCCGCAGACCGUCGGUCUGUUCUUCUGUUCUCUCCACACGCUACUCCUUCAUCCUCAUCUUCCUCUGUUUGUUGUGUGUGCUAAAUGACUGCAUCUGAUUGGAUGGGGUUUGACCACAGAGUUCGAACAUCAAACGUAGACUAUGAAAAGCUACUAUUGCUACCUUUAACUACUGUAGUUGUGCUUUUUUUUAACCUAAACCAGUAUAAAAGCCACGUGGGACCGUGGAAUCUGUAAGCUCCCUUCGUAGUGCCAUGGAACUCUGGGUAAUGUGGCUGUGUGUUAUAGGUUUGUUAUCUUAACGUGGACCUAGCGGUAAUUUUGCUUGGGUGAAUUUUCAGACAUACCACUUUAUGUGUUUACAGAUGAUGUAAUCGGAGUGGUCCUAACUGAAAGGGGUCAACUUUUGCCGUUUGUUUACGGCUCGGGCAUCCUCCUCAACAGCUUUUGUCAUUUUCAAGAGCAGCUCUGUGUAACUAAUUCCUGUGAAGGCCAGUUUUUAUCCCUCUCUUGCACUGGUGCAGUUCAUUUCAGAUCAGAAAGAAAAUAACACUAGGAAGAAUGCAGUAUGCCAGUUCCAAUCUCUUCUAGCGCUGAAGCUUCAGAGACCAGAGAUGCACUAGUGCAAGACUUUGAUUUAAGAGCCUCAAAGAUCGUAAAGUGCAUUUGAAUGAGCUUGGCUUACGGAACAUCCUGAAUUUUCGAAUACGAACAUACCGCUGUUCGUUACGGAUUAGGUUAUUAAUUUAUGCAAUCGAUGGAAGGUCAGUGUAGUGAGAUAAUCCAGCAUGUGACAUGCUUUUGCCAACAUCACAUUGAGAGUUUACAAUUAUGACUGUUACUUUCCGUCCAAACAAAAGCGCAUACAUUUACAGACACUACACAAAACCAGUGGCCAUACUUUCAGUGAUUUGUUCUCAGACACACAAUUUAUAGUCUUAAACAUGCAAGCAUGUAUAAUUGGUAGAUUUUGCUUGAUAAACUUGCUCAAUAUCCCAUACAGAUACACUCAGUCAAUCAUCUACGUGGAGUUUACGAGGGCACGCUUUCCCUCCAACCCUGCUGAGAUUGCUUCUUUGUACUUUGUAGAUUUGCUGCAUAUGGAGCUGUAAGGUAAAUCUCAUAGAGUAGUCACGGUUUUAGACGUAGGUCGAUUUUAAAAGCAGAAAUUGUAGAAGUAAUCUGAAUUUGACUCUAAACCUCUUUAGGAUAGCAUGGUUUAACACAAACGAACUGAAAAAAAAAGUAAAAAAGUAGCUCGUUUUAUUGCAAGAUUUUUCGUUGUCCUUUCCAAAGUUCGAUUUCCAGUCUUAGUGGGUAAGUGAAAAUUAAAUGACGCUUCUGGAACGAGCACAGUAGAUCUGACGUAUAUAUGUUGGACUGCGUCUAUUGUGUAUUUUGCGCCAAAUUUGCCAAAGGGAAAAUCUUUCUAAUGGAGAACUACAGUGUGCCACACAACCCCUGAAGUGGGUUUUGUAUUUCGAAUCAUACAUUUUUUACCCACACCAAAAAAAUGUCCUUGCAAGGAUAAAGAGGCCUUGGUGACAUUUCUUAUAGGUGUUUGUACUGAAGGGAUCCAGCCUACAGCUCUUUUACUGCAUCCGAACACCUUUUCUUGUGAUGAAAGAGUGUUUUUAAAGGAAUUCUGGGAUUCUGUGUUGGGGUUUGUAAUUUCAGUAGCUUGAUUUUGAAAGAGAAUAGCUUGAAUAGCUGUUUAUUCUAUCAUUUUUGUUGUGUUUGUUUUAUUUUGUUUGACAUUUUUAAUGAAGUUGUACUAGCUGUAGGGCAUUUCUGUAGGAAACCUUCGAUGAUGACCUUCAAUCCCUGUUGAAGAUGGUCCGCUGUUGCUUGCUAAUUCUAAGAUCCACAGGAAAGACACUACAAACAACCAACAUUGAUAAAAAAAUUAAAAAAAAAGACUUUUUCUUGAAGCUUAAUAUCUAUUUAACAAAUAAACAAACAGAUGAAGUUUUGGAGUUGGUGAAACCAUGUGAAUUACAGCCAUACCAAGUUCUGCCGAGAAGACUUUCACGGACUCUCGCCGUACGUGCUGCUCGCUAGCCGUCACGCCAACCGACCGCAGGUGCGUCUCUCCGUACGGGGCGUUCAAACUGUACGUGGUCUCUCUCCGGUUUAUACUGUAUAUGUAUUUGCUUCGGCAGAGCAGGGGUCAGCAAUUGUGUACAUCUGUGCUCUGCGGUCUGUAAAUCAGGGUGUGGCUGUAUUGGAACCGCCCCCUGUGAAACCUAGCCCCUCCCUGUGCCCCACCCCCUUGUUUGCCAUGUCCAUAUUUGGAAUGUUAAUGUGCUUCGUGUUGACAAUGCAUGGAUGCUAACCUGUCUGUAUAUAGUACGCAGAAUUCCCUUCAUUAACGUAGUCGACAGAGGUUUGAAAGCCGUAUAGAUAUUCAAACUUUGGUUUCGUUCGCUUGUUUGGUUGGUUUUCCUGUCCGUAAGUUUCAUUUGAAUGUGUUUCUUUCUUUUUUUUUUUUUUUUACUUGCACAUGUAUAUUAAAAAGGCAGUAUCUGUCAUUUGGUACAGGAGCACAUGUACAAACAAAGGAAGCAAUACGUCAAGGCCCUCUGCUUGGUUGUUGCAGUGGUUGUAUUAUGUAAUAGUAUGAAAUAUUUUGUCGUUGAAGCGUUCAGGUGUGUAUGUAUAUACUGUAUAGUAGAAUGAAGGCAGAAUCACGGCUCUGCCGUUAUCACAGAGAGAAUACAACAUAUUUAUUUGAGACUCUUCAGAAUGACAAAUAUUGCCUUUUGGAUUGAUUGUUGCAUAAAGCUUGUUUUGUUCUAGUUUCUUCGCUGAGCAGUGUGUGUGCGUGCGUGAGUGUGUGUGUUUGGUCUGGAGCAAACUGUGAUAUCUGUAAGAAUUAAGGGAACAUAUAAUCCGUUAUUUAUCUGCUCCGAGUCUGUAAACCAUCUUGCAAAAAUGAGUGAACCAUCUGGAAAAUGUCUGUAAAACAUUAGGAGAAUGUGUGUGUGUGUGAAGCGUCAGGGUUUGCCUUGUGUAUGUCUUACAUUCCUAAACCCCCUUCUCUCUUCCUCACUGCUCAGAUGGUCUCUAGUCUUUCAGGGGUUUAAUACUAAUCUUUGAUAAUAUUAUUUCCUCCCCUCCCCCCUCUCAAUCUCUCUGUCCUUUAACUCUCCAAUCCAAGGCCUCACUAACAUCUUGCAUUAAUGUGUCCAAUGAAAACCUGUAGGCUGUUUGUUGUAAACAAUCGCAGUGUAUAUGUGUGAAGAUGUUCCUGGUAUUCCUGAACAGUGCGUAUAUAUGUGUAAAUGUCUACAUUUCACUUAUUUAUAAUGUGUAAAUUUAUAGCAUGUAUAAAGGUUUGCAAAACCACUUAUACUGCAAAGAAUAUUGCUCUAAACUAGUCGUUUUGUCUUGUUUUCCAGUAAAAAUCAUUAAACAAGAUACAUUUGCAUGAGUAAGAUUAUACUUUUUUUUUCGGAGAAUAUAUCUCAAAUUAUUUUUUUGUUGUAUCAAACAUAAAUCUAACAGGUUGAUGCUUAAGAUAAUGUCAAAUAAUGUUGAGUGUAUUUUUAUAGGAAAACAAGACAAAACACUGGAUUUGUUGCAGUGUAAACAACAUGGCAGAAAGCUCUCAUGCCAAAGCAGGACUGAAUGUAUUGUAUGUAAUGUAAUAGCUGAUCUAAAUGAAGGCUGUGAGUUUUUAUUAUCUUAUCUGUCUUGUACAGAUCGAGGGGCUCAAAUCAUUGUGUGUGUACAACCGCUGUAAGCUAAAGCUGAGAGUCAUGUUAAUGCAAGUGUGUGUGGCCUUGUGGCAUAGUGUGUCUUACACAGUCCUCUUGUCAUGGGCUUAUUAAAGCUGGCACUGUUUUCCUCCUCACUCUCUCUCUCUCUCUCUCUCUCUUAUCUCUUCUUUCUCACUUUUCGCUAUUUCACGCUGUUUUGUUUUGAUCGUUAGGUUUUAAUUUCGAUCGGAAUAAUUAAAUAUGAGAUUUUUUUUGUUUUGAUUUAUUUUUGUGUUGCACUCAAUCUAAUAAGAUGGACGUCCACUAACUGUGAUUGCUCCCCUAGUACACCUCUACACAGGAAAUAAAGUUUGGGAUAUCCUGUUUAGAGCUAA